AUGACGACCACCCGACCAGCGAAAAAGGCCGGCUCCUGGUAUGAGGAGGACCCGGAAACGCUACGCCUUGAGCUGCAGAGCUAUCUAACGGCAGUCCCGGAGAGUUUGGAUGGAGUUCCAGUGCCUGUUACCGGAGCUCGUGUGAUCAUAGCUCCCCAUGCGGGAUAUGCAUUCUCUGGGCCGUGUGCAGCUUGGGCUUAUAAGACCCUUGACCUGAGCCGUGCCAAGCGAGUCAUCGUCCUUGGUCCAUCUCACACUUACUAUCUCGAAGGAUGUGCAGCCACUAACUUUGAAAAGUAUGCAACACCAUUUGGCGACUUGGAUAUCGACCAGGAAGUGGUCAGAGAGCUCCAGGACGCACUAGAAAUGGAGAAUAUGCCCAAACGCCGCGAGAUUGAGGAACACUCUCUUGAGAUGCAUAUGCCAUAUCUUUAUCUCCGCUGUCAGGAGUCAUUUGACUCGCCUGACAAAUUUCCCAAGAUUGUGCCUGUUCUUGUAGGCAGUAACAACGGGGAUGAGGAGAAUAUUAUAGGACGAGCUUUACUGCCAUACCUCAAAGACCCGGAGAACGCCUUUAUAGUCAGCUCCGAUUUUUGUCAUUGGGGCUCUCAUUUCAGCUACCUACCCUAUUCACCUACGAAAAGUCCUUUUGAUCUGACGCAGUUGAGAAAGGAUGGCCCCAGACCCAACGGUCCCCCGAUUCACGAGACGAUUAGAGUCAUCGACGAAGCAGCCAUGGAUGCUGUAGAGAGCGGCGUUCAUCAAGAUUUUCUUGCCACUCUACGACAAACCCGUAAUUCGGUAUGCGGGCGACACCCCAUUGGUGUGGUGAUGGCAGCUCUGGAGCUCAUCCGACAAGAGGAUGCGUUCCAAGACAAGGGGCGAUUUAAUAUUAUCAAAUACGAUCGCAGCAACUUGGUCGAUAUUCCGAGCCAGUUCAGCGUUAGCUAUGUGUCUGCAUAUGCUAUUCUUUGA
Molecule: messenger RNA, 975 nt
Organism: Fusarium proliferatum ET1
Lineage: Eukaryota; Fungi; Ascomycota; Sordariomycetes; Hypocreales; Nectriaceae
Product: related to protein tag-253
Exons: 2
Coding region: 1-975 (324 amino acids)
Source: RefSeq, a predicted model, not a curated record